AAAAAAAAAAAGACACGGAAGCUGCGAUGGCUGCAACAGUGCUCGGCCAUUUCAGUCCAAUUACAUCGUCCCUAAAACCACCGUCACGCCACCGGCGAUUCCUACACCACAAUUUGUCCCCCAAAACACCCCUUCAAUCUUCUCUUAUCAAAUUCGGCGCCGAAAACUCCGAACCUCAACCUCCACGGCCGUUGCCGGAAACUGAUUGUCCCGUUCCGCCGGAGCAGCAGCCAAUCAACGAGUAUCAAUCUCUCUCCACCUCUUUCCCUUUCUCCUGGGCUUCAGGAGAUCUAAUCGAGUACUCUACCAGACUUUUCUUAACCGGCGCUUCUUUCGCAUUUUUCGUCGGGUUACCCGUUUCCUGGUUCGGAUCCAUCGGACCCGAAUAUGAACCUGUUAAGAGGAUUCUCGCCGCCAGCUCUAGCGGGAUCUUCGUUGUCACGCUUGCUGUCGUAAGGAUGUAUCUUGGUUGGGCUUAUGUCGGUAAUCGUCUUCUUAGCGCCACCGUCGAGUAUGAAGAAACUGGUUGGUACGAUGGUCAGGUUAUGAUUUGUUUUGUUACCUCUCAAUCUUUGGUUAAGAAGCUAUGUAGAAGAAAACAUUUGUGUUGCUUAAUGUAAUCUCUAAUGAUAUGGAACAGGUAUGGGUGAAAACACCAGAAGUCUUGGCACGAGACCGUCUUCUUGGAUCUUUCUCGGUAAAGCCAGUUCUUGCGAGACUGAAAAACACGCUAGUUAUUCUCGGAUUAUCGCUCAUUCUUGUUAUAAACCUUGGUGAUUCUCCAAUUGCAACGUCUUAUAGAACAUACAGGGAUCCUAGGGACAGAUCCUCGCUGCCAAUCCCAGGAGCGUACAAUGAUGAAACCGCAAGAACUUUCGAACCAGAAGCUUUCUGCGGUGAACCAUCUUCCGAUCUUCUUUGAAAAUCUCUUCAUCACAACGCAAAUACAGAUAGUUCCUGAUAGUAAAUAUAUCUGUACAUUCCUGUAUAUUUCGAUAAAUUGGAUGUAAAGGACAAAAACCAGUCUUGAUGUAUCGGAAAAACUCAUUAUUAGGUUUCAAAUCUAGCUCUUAUCAUUCGGACUAGUAUUGACAGUUUCUAACUUUCUAGAGGUAGUCAUUUCGAUUUCUGUAAGAUCUUACAUUGAUACUCUUUCAUCUCUAACACUAUCUUUGUUUGCCUCCGAGAAAAUCUAUGUUAAUACUGACCAUUUUAUUUUU
This is a messenger RNA of Arabidopsis thaliana (thale cress), 1220 nucleotides long. Its product is annotated as YCF36, putative (DUF1230). The transcript is spliced from 3 exons. The coding region runs from base 27 to 620 and encodes 197 amino acids. Lineage: Eukaryota; Viridiplantae; Streptophyta; Magnoliopsida; Brassicales; Brassicaceae. The record is from RefSeq and is marked reviewed.